Messenger RNA from Radiomyces spectabilis, 965 nucleotides. RefSeq names its product ribosomal protein L19/L19e domain-containing protein. The record is from RefSeq and is a predicted model, not a curated record. Gene Ontology annotation, biological process: translation. Gene Ontology annotation, molecular function: RNA binding; structural constituent of ribosome. The transcript is spliced from 3 exons. Bases 86 to 826 code for a protein of 246 amino acids. Gene Ontology annotation, cellular component: cytosolic large ribosomal subunit; ribosome. NCBI's taxonomy places the organism in Eukaryota, Fungi, Mucoromycota, Mucoromycetes, Mucorales, Radiomycetaceae.
GUUAUUGCUUUGUUAUUCACACUUGCAGAAUGACUGUGUAAUUUUUUGCUUUUCCCCUUUUUUCGUUACCUUUGACUUGCCAAAAAUGCAUGAAAGAUUUGGAUUGGCUGGUGGCUCGGCCGCUGUUGGAGGAAGGUCGACGUCAUUGACUUUUUAUGAAAAAUUCUUUCCCCGCUCCGGGUCGAAAAAAUUUUUUCUAUCCAUUACAACCAAUCUCGUGGAAAAAGGAAUUCUCCCUCUUUUUCAGCUCCAAGUCACUUUCACCAUGGUCAACUUGCGCACCCAGAAACGUCUGGCCUCUUCGGUCCUCAAGUGUGGUCAAAGAAAGAUUUGGCUUGAUCCCAACGAGGUCAACGAGAUCUCCAACGCCAACUCUCGUGCCAACAUUCGCAAGUUGGUCAAGGAUGGUUUGAUCAUCCGCAAGCCCGAGAUCAGCCACUCCCGCUUCCGUGUCCGUGAGCGCAACGCUGCCAAGCGUCUCGGUCGCCACAUGGGCCACGGUAAGAGAAAGGGUACUGCUGAUGCCCGUAUGUCUCGCCAGGUUUUGUGGAUGCGCCGCAUGCGUGUCCUCCGCCGUUUGUUGCGCAAGUACAGAGAGGCUGGCAAGAUCGACAAGCACUUGUACCACUCCUUGUACCUCAAGUCCAAGGGUAACGGUUUCAAGAACAAGCGUGUCUUGAUGGAAUACAUCCACAAGGCCAAGGCCGAGAAGCAGAGAGCCAAGACCCUCAACGAACAAGCUGAAGUUCUCCGUGCCAAGAAUAAGGCUCUCCGUGAACGUCGCAAGCAGCGCGCCGAGGAAAAGAGAACCGUCUCUCAACAGUAAAUGUCAUCCUCCCCGCAUUUUUGAAUCGUUCUCAAUAAAAAGUAAAAUCACACUUGUCAUUAAAAAAAUUGUCUCCAUGGUGGCGUAGUCAGUUGGUUGCUCGGAUCAGGAAAAGAAAAAAAAAUCACAAAAGGAAAAU